Molecule: messenger RNA, 1179 nt
Organism: Aspergillus niger
Lineage: Eukaryota; Fungi; Ascomycota; Eurotiomycetes; Eurotiales; Aspergillaceae
Exons: 5
Coding region: 1-1179 (392 amino acids)
Biological process (GO): ubiquitin-dependent protein catabolic process
Cellular component (GO): cytoplasm
Molecular function (GO): ubiquitin binding; ubiquitin conjugating enzyme binding
Source: RefSeq, a predicted model, not a curated record
AUGUCGGAAGAAGACAAGACUACCCCCAAUAAACUCUCCACUGGACCACUCAGUCCCAAACCCGAGUCGCCGACUACCGCGCGCCCUCUAGAUUUUGAUGAUGAACCUCAGGAAACCGGUGUCACUGCAGCACCGUCAACAGCCCCUGCUCAGCAGGGCGCUGCGGAAGCUGCCCCGCCUAAGCCACCCCGCCCAUUGAGCCCCCGGCAAGAGGCCGAGAAUACCCUCAAGGAAGCAUUCCCCUCUAUCGAGGCAUCGGUGAUCAAAGCAGUGUUGGUGGCCAGUAACUGGGAUGUGGAACGGUCAUUCCAUGCUUUGCUUAGCAUGACGGAUCCCAGUGCUGUCGAACAAGAUGCGCCGCCCCCGAAGCCACCACGCCCAACUGCUGCGCAGAGGCAGCUAGAAGCAGAUGAGAUGUAUGCCCGUCAGCUGGCCGAGCACUACAACCGUCCUGCGCGCCAACCCCGUUGGGACAACGAGUACCCACAGCAGCGGCCACGAAGAGGAAGCGAUGGAUCGGAGGAAAAAGAAUACAGCUUUUUCGAUGAUGAUCUCCCUGUGAUCCGUGAGAACCUUCGCAAAGGAUUCUUGGAUACCCAGACGAAGGUCAACUCGUGGGUCCAGAAUCUGAAGAAACGCCUCGAUGGCGAAACACCUGAGGCCGGACCUUCUGGUCAAGGCCAGCCCGAUGAGAACUAUGGUAGACCUAGACGGAGCGGGGACCUAGGUCGUCGGAGCGGCGAUCGCGAACGCUACGAUGCCGAUCAUCGCAUCCUGAACGACGACUUUUCCUCACUUGAACUGAGAGAUGCGGAAGCUCCUCCUCCGCGCCCCCCGCGCCCUCUCGCCAAUCCCGAUCUUUUCAAAACCUCUUCAUCUUCCCCUGAUCGACGCAAGGUCUCCUUCCAGGAGGGACCACCUACCGAGAUUGACAACCUCUACGAUGCCUCUGAGCCCGUCAGACGUACGUCUCCCGCGACAGGCAAGUCGAGCAAGUGGCAACCUCUGUCGACUGUUGACCCUUCGCCGGUCGGGGAACAUGACCCGUUCAGUCUUGGGGACAGUGACGAUGAGAAAGAAAAGGAAGCCAAGACUAAGGAGCAGAGCACAGCUGAGGCUGGGCCGGCCAGCGAAGCGUCGAAAGACAGCAGCAAGGCCGAGAAUGCUGGCAAGUCGUAG